ACCAGCUUGCUCUUAACUGCAUCUGCAUUCUUGUUUCUUACCCUGAUCGUCAAACCCUGUUUUAAUUUUACCUUAACUUCAGCCAUGUUUGCUCAAAACUCAGACUUUGCCAAGUUAGUUCCGAACAGUUACCAGGACACUCUGGCGUAUAGACUGUGCACCUUGACAAGUGGGUGCGGUGCGCUGUACAUCAUCGGGCUGACUUACUACGUGCGGGAACACUCCGCAGUUCAUGGCAUACCUUCUAUAUUCACUCCAAUCUGGGCGGGGAUAUUCCUGCUCUCCUCCAGCGUGUUUACAAUCGCGCUACACAACAACAGAUCUAAGUUCAGAUUGGUUUGUGUCCUCCUUAUACUGCUUGUAACCAUGGUUACUUGCGCUUUUGGGGCGUUCACCACCGCUUUCGGUUCCCAGUAUUUUGAGUCCCAAAGCUGUCAGAUAAUGCCAGACCCGUUGAAGAAAACGGAGAUGGAAUGUGUCUGUCUGAUGGGCGGGAUGAUGAAGUCUACAGAAAUUAACAGAGUGACAGUGGACACUGUUUCUCUCAGUUACUGUAGGAAUAAGAUUGGGGUUCUGAAGGGACUCAUGAUGGUUACCUCUAUGGUUUGCCUGAUGACUAUUGCUUUCCUCUUCAUGCAGUUGCUGGUGUUGCUGGUGCAGAUCAAGAGUUCCACUUCACUAGCUGAGAUCAGCAAUGCUCUGAUAAGUGGAGCCGGAGAGGAGGUGAGUGCUAAGUACAGUGGUCUAGAGACGGGGGAUACCUUCGAACAGCUCAAGGAACAGAGCACCAAGCUUGUCAAGUAGAAACAUCAUCAGCUUUUACGAAUACGAUCGCAAUUCAAACCAACUUGGUCAGACUAUGGAUCAUGGUGACUGAUGUCACAGACUGAACAAUUGUCGAAAUAACAAUAUAACGGGAGGUAACUUUGAGACGUACUUCUGCAUUUUAUUAACCACAACUCUAGAGUGGCGCAAAACGACACAAGUCUAUAUAUAGUGGAUUACAAACCCGGAGUGGAACAAUGGGUUAAUAACGUUACCGUGGCAAUAUGGUGGUAUUGGUGAACGCUAGAUGGUGAUUCACGCUCAAAAUAAACAUUACCAUGGAUCACGAGUGAAAAGAAACAUACUUGGCACAUGCUCAACUUUAUUUAAACGACCUAAAUGGUAUUACUAUUUCGAAUCAUCAUGACACUAACUCUCGACUCCCUGGCUUGAAAGAGUGCCAGAUGACUAAGUAGGUGGUUACUCAGUCCUAGUCAGUUCCUGGAGCUUGCUGAUCAGGUGGCACCGGAAAGGGAAAUAAACAGCACUGAGUCUGAACAGAUAUCGGUAUAUGCUAAAUGUAAGGAUUAUUCACAGGGAAAAGGGAGCGAAAGAGGCUAAAGAUCUCUCUACAACGCCACGUUCAUUGGUAUGAGGUGAAACCCUAGAAAUAGUACUGUGGAGAAUUGGAUUUAAGUGGUAAUGGAGCCAGACAUCCCAUGUUUUAUAUGAAAAGGAUCCAUUUCGGCAUUACAAUUUCACAAAUUAAAAGGGGUUUCCUUAGUACCGGAGGAUUUCAGGGAUAAUCACCCAGAACUCAGGACAGAAUAAAUUUUCUGGACAACGACUAACAUGACCAGUGAAAAUAUAAAAGUUCGCUAUAAAGUAUAAUGCUUUUAUCGUUUAGAAGACUAAAAUAACGGAUAAAUGUUUAAUGAAUGCUUCGAUUUGGACGAAUUCGAAUGAAACAUUAUUGUUAUUUAUUGCAAUUUCAAAUAUGCUCU
Messenger RNA from Bolinopsis microptera, 1769 nucleotides. RefSeq lists its product as uncharacterized. Lineage: Eukaryota; Metazoa; Ctenophora; Tentaculata; Lobata; Bolinopsidae. The transcript is spliced from 4 exons. The coding region runs from base 85 to 804 and encodes 239 amino acids. The record is from RefSeq and is a predicted model, not a curated record.